AUGGGUUCGGGUCAGCCCCACGGUAUCCGUACAGCGCGCAAGCUCCGUAAUCGUCGUCGAACGCAAAGAUGGGCGGACAAAAGUUACAAGAAGGCCAACCUUGGCACUCGAUGGAAAUCGAACCCCUUCCAAGGUUCCUCCCAUGCCAAGGGAAUUGUUGUUGAAAAGCUCGGUAUCGAAGCUAAACAGCCAAACUCGGCCAUUCGUAAAUGUGUUCGUGUGCAAUUGAUCAAGAACGGCAAGAAAAUCACUGCAUUCGUUCCUCGUGAUGGCUGUCUCAACUUUAUCGAUGAAAAUGACGAAGUUCUCGUCGCGGGUUUCGGACGCAAGGGUCAUGCAGUUGGCGACAUUCCAGGUGUCCGCUUCAAAGUCGUGAAGGUGGCUGGUGUUGGUCUCUACAGUCUCUUUAGAGAGAAGAAGGAGAAGCCUCGUUCAUAA
Messenger RNA from Condylostylus longicornis, 438 nucleotides. RefSeq names its product 40S ribosomal protein S23-like. The record is from RefSeq and is a predicted model, not a curated record. Lineage: Eukaryota; Metazoa; Arthropoda; Insecta; Diptera; Dolichopodidae. Gene Ontology annotation, cellular component: cytosolic small ribosomal subunit; ribosome. Gene Ontology annotation, molecular function: structural constituent of ribosome. Gene Ontology annotation, biological process: translation.